GUCGGGUCAAAAUGGACCUGAACCAUAGCAUGACGGCACAGAAUAUGAUCAGAAUGAAACAUUUAAAGAGUUAGUCUUAAAUGUUUACAUACUGUUUCAUACUUGGACGAUGCAGCACUGACUUAUGUAAAGCUGGAUGCUGAAUGAUUGGUUGAUUGUUUAAAUCCCAGAAGGUUUGGGUGGUUCCUCCUUAUGGAAAACAGAGAAGCGACUGGAAGCUGUUUACUCAUUCAUUCAUCUCACUGCAGCCCAGCACUACGGUACUAAAGCUCCUCUGUUGCGUUGUGAGCACUAACAGCAUUAGCUAGCAAAGCAAACAACUGCUAAAAUGACACGACUGAAGCGUUCAACGUGAAGUGGAUGUCCAAAAUGUGAAGCUCUGCCUGCAUUUUUAUGAACCUGAAUCACCGGGGAAUCCGACAAUCAUCAUCAUCAUCAUCAGUGGCACAGCGACAGCAGCAACGGAGGUGGUGGCUUCUCAGCAAGGAUCAUGUGGUGGGCCUGGCCGUUCCUGCCUGCUCUGGUGCUUCUCUCAGAGCUCUCUGUGGUGAGAGUCCAGACAGCACCGUGCCAAACCUGCAAAAAACUCACUGAGAGUUUCAUUAAGGGCUUGGAGAGAACAGCCAAUAAGAACUUUGGGGGAGGAAACACUGCCUGGGAGGAGGAGAAGCUGGCUAAAUAUGCAACCAGUGAAACUCGCCUACUAGAGAUAGUAGAAUCUGCUUGUGAGAAAACAGAUUUUGAAUGUAAUCGACUGCUGGAGCAGAUAGAGGACCAAGUGGAGACAUGGUGGUUCCACAGACAGCAGGAAGCACCAGACCUGUUUGAGUGGCUGUGUAUAGAGGAGCUGAGACUCUGCUGUCCACCUGGACACUUUGGACCUGACUGCAAAGAGUGUCCAUCUGGACCCGGUGGCACAUGUGGAGGUCUGGGCCGCUGUGAAGGGGAGGGUACUCGCCUGGGAGAUGGAGAGUGUGUCUGUGAUCCCGGGUACUCAGGCCAUCUUUGCCAAAGCUGUGCUGAUGGUUACUACAGAGAGAAAAGCUCCAAUAACAGCAUAGCAGCCUGUGCAGCCUGCUACCACUCAUGCAAGAAAUGCUCAGGGCCGCAGGACUACAAAUGUCUGGACUGCAAACCCGGCUGGAUCCUUCAUGACAACAAAUGUGUUGACAUCGAUGAAUGCGGUACAGAGCUGGCUCGUUGCCCUUCUAACACCUACUGUCACAACACAGAUGGAUCAUAUGAAUGCAGAGGAUGUGACCAGGCAUGUGUGGGCUGCAUGGGUAGUGGUCCUGCCCGCUGUAAAAAAUGUGCGCGUGGCUACAGAUUGAAGGGAGCGAAGUGUCUUGAUAUAGAUGAAUGUAGUGAACGUGCCAUAGCAUGCCCGGGACUCAAUGAGGCCUGUAUAAAUGAGGAGGGCUCCUUCCACUGUGACUGUGCUAAUGGCUUUAUCAGAAGAGACAGCAUCUGUGUUGAAAAUAAACCACCUGCUGGCCCAGAGAAGGGACUCUUUGACGAUAUGACAGAUGAUGAGGUCCUUGUACUGCAACAGAUGUUCUUUGGAGUGGUAAUCUGUGCCCUAGCCACCCUUGCUGCCAAGGGUGACAUGGUCUUCACAGCUAUUUUCAUUGGAGGUGUGGCUGCUAUGGCUGGAUACUGGCUGACUGAGAAGGGAGACUACAUGCUGGAUGGAUUUCUGAAGGGACGCUAGACUGCAUUGGACCGUAGCUUGAAUAAAAAGACGGGUCAAUUUGGGUAAAUAGGAAUCAGUUUGAGGCAAGAAACUAGCUCUGCAAUGCUAGAUUAUCAGGGAUUUACUUGUGACUGGGGAAUUAAUUUAAAGGGCGUGGGUUAAUUUAUGUGUAUGAGUUGCAUAACACGGGAAGAAGGGAGAACUUAAAGAACAUGAAGCCAUGAAGCUUUAAGAGGAGUAACGAAGCAUCACUGCACUGAUGGAAAGGAACUGAACUUACUUCCCUACCUCAGCUGUGUUGGGAACAAGGGUGACAUAAAGACCACUACUGAUUGUGAAAAUCUUAUGCAUUUGGAUAUGAUGUCUGGUCUUUGUCUCUCUUGAAAAGAUUUUUCUUUUUCAUCUACUCUAUUCAUGAAGUCCAUCUGCGUUUUCACCAUUUCAGCUCCCCCUCCCUCCCAUAGUUUGAAUGGCACAUGAGUUGUGAGUGUGUCAGGUUACUAAUGCACUUACCGCUGUGGGACAUUGGGUAGGAUGGAGAUAUCGCAAUUUCCCAAAUUCCCCCAGUGAAGCACUCAUAAAACUCUGGGAUAUUUACAUUAAGAACAGCCAUUUAUUUAUGUUCACAGAAUAACUUUUUACCUCUUUGUCCCAGAAUAAUUCUUUGUAAUAAUAAUAAUGCAUGAUAAAUAGGAUUGGAAAUGAAAGAUACAGCACCCUAUGUAUUUAUUUGUCCUACUUGGCAUGGAAGAUAACUUUUUAAUAGCUGCUGGGUCACCAACAUUACUUAUUUAAGUACCAGGAUCCUGUUACAGGAAGCAGGUUAAGCCAACAGUGCUGAGUUUGUUAACCCCGAGAAACGUUUUUUCAGUUCUAGAAAUAGAGUUAACUACUUUUCAUUUCCUCAUUCAAAAGGCCACUGUUAAAGGUCAGAGCCAAGCAAAUUAUCCUGCAGACGUCAGAAUAAAAUCUGUAGCUGUCAACCUGUCUGAACUCCACUGAAUGUUCCUAAAACAAUGGGUGUUUAUUGUUUAAAUCAUUUUAAUCUGUAUAAAGCUUUAGACACAUGAUGCUGGUUAAUGAUCACAUUUGUCAUGUUGUAAUCAAGUGAAAAUGAGGCUGCAAGGACUUUAAAGGGCACUAAAAUGCAAUUAAACAUAUUUUAAAGCGACUUGCUCCACCUAUUGUUGUUCGGUCAUGAAAUUUUGUCAUCGUUUUGAAAGACAGUUUCUAAAGUUUGGUGUCUGAACCUGAACAUAUUUUCCACUGAAAAUGGCCCAAACCAGUCUCGCUGCGUGUACCCACAUAGCAGUAGUGACCAGAAGUGGAUCCAUCAGCAAUGCUGAAUAGUCUAACAUUUUCUGAUUUAGUGUAAGAGACAGUAAAUUGUGCCUUUUUACAGAGUCAUCAUUAAGCAUAAACAAGCUAAAUAUAGUUGCAAGUAAGUAAAUACAACAAGGAACAAAUUAGGCUUAUUUGUUUCAGUUUUAUUUCACUGUUAUUUUAGCUGUCUGGGAAGAGUUUCUCAGUUUCAGUUUGGACAUAUCCAUAGAUUGGGAUACCAUUUUUUUUUUUUUUUUUUAAU
Molecule: messenger RNA, 3278 nt
Organism: Haplochromis burtoni (Burton's mouthbrooder)
Lineage: Eukaryota; Metazoa; Chordata; Actinopteri; Cichliformes; Cichlidae
Gene: creld1b
Product: protein disulfide isomerase Creld1
Exons: 11
Coding region: 491-1711 (406 amino acids)
Molecular function (GO): calcium ion binding
Source: RefSeq, a predicted model, not a curated record